AUGAACGAUGAGAUAAUUUCAAAAUCCAAUGUCGGCAGCAACAUUCCUUUGGCCGAUGAGGAUGCGAUCAAUGUGGACGGCGGCGCCUUUCGUCUGGUUACUUCAUGGAUCACGUCGAAAGGGUUGACGAACGCCGAGGAGGACACGUGUUCGCGGAACGUGCAGAACUUCACGACCUUCCGGACUUCCGGUUUAUCGGCAAUUGCUAGGCGGGACUUGCCGAUGUCCGACGACGGCAAGAUGCUCAAUCAUCGGCGGGAGUCGUCUCAGCAACGUUACGCGCGUCAAUCGUCCGCUUCGAAGACGGACCAAAGCGAAGAGAUCGAAGGCGCUUCGUCGCACUUCGAAAACGCGGUGAUAAAAUAUCAGAAGUCGAAGCUACGUCCCAAGCGACAGAUCAGCCGAGAACGUCAGCAGCAGCAGCAGCAACAGAGCAAUUACUCGAGCAGCGACGAGAGUGUCGCGAGAAACAAGUCGAAGAGCAUCAGUUCGAUUGACACUCAAUCGGUGAACAAUAUUCUGGAUGAAUACGAGGAUCUAGAUUAUCGUAGAUCGUCGGACCUCAGUGAUGUUGGUAAUAUCAGUGUGACAAAUUUCGAGGCAAUAAUGAUGAAUCAGCAGAAACGGCAGCAGGUAAAGUCGAAGCAGAUAAAAUCCAGUGGAAAGAUUCAAACUAAAUCUAUUCCGACAAGGGAAAAAAUUCAAGCGGUACUAAAGGUGAACCAGCAGACUCAAGUGAGACAGCGUUCGCGGGAUAGACAGAAGGACUUUAAUAAAGGACAUCAACAAGAUAUCUGUUAUGUUUCGCCGCCAGUUACAAUGGACACAAUCGAAAGUAGUCGUUCGAAGAUGCCUGAGAUUUUACUACGCAAAGGAGAAGUCCAGAAAAGGGUAGACGAAUGGUUGAAUCAAGCGCACAGCCAAAACUUCCCGGCAGCUCCUCGUGAAAAACCUUUGACGAGGUCCAACAGCAGCGCCGAGAAGAAUCACCGAAGAUGUCGUGGUCAAGAUUCGCGAUCUCGGACAUCGACCGACGAAGCGAAGGACAGAUUGAAUGGAGGAACCUCGUCGAGUUAUGACGACCUGACUCGCGUGAAUCGCCGGUUGGAGCGCGUCAGGCCAGAGAAGGUGAACGUCGGUGUGAACACCAGUAAAGGCACGUACAAAGAGUACUUGGCGGUGAGGAGUAAGCAGGAUUAUGGCUUCAGUACUCAGUCGAAUAUCGCAUCAUCGAAAUCUGGUGAUUCCAAUCCAGCCUCCAGGAUCCCUCAGAGAGGACUCCUUGGUUCGAGUUUCAAGUCCAGGCGUGUCGAAGCGAAUCUUGAAGAGAAACCUACAGCAUCGAGUAGGAUUAUAAAUUUGACGAAGGCGAUAAGUGAGUCUGAUCACAGUAGAACAACUAUUAACUGCAAUUCGAAGAUAAUCGAGAUGUCUAUCGGUACGAUGUCGAUGGCCACAGCAACGACAACGACGUCAUCAAUUAUUUCCUACAGAAGGCCGUCCUUGAAGCGUUCUGGAAACGGAGUGGAUGGAAACUGUGCAGCGGCGGCUGCUGCGCACUCGCUUGCUAAAGAGGAGAUGGACCCGCCGUGCGAGCGGGGCCCCACGAAGGGCCUACCAUUGCUUGGAGGCAGCUUUAGUGACCAAGGCGAACCGAUCUCACCAAAUAAGGACGGAGAAAGUAGGCGGCCAGCUGCUACGGCAAGCAGGCUGACGCCGCAACCCGGCGCUGCCGAUAAAACGGUCGAGGCGACUUGUAAAUCGACGGAAGUGUCGGCGAGAUGCGCUGCAAACUAUUCACGAGGUAGCUCGAGGAUCGCUUCGUCAGCGGAAUCUGACCGCGUCGCGAUCGAAUCGCCGCGACGCCGACUUCAGUUUUGCAGCGAUGCCCGAAGAGAGCCUAGAUCAAUCGAUCAAUCGCGACACGAGCAACCGAUUUAUGGCUCAGCUGUUAGUGCUCGUGUUAGAGCUCUUCAAGGUCAAGUGGAGUCACGUACUCCGCGAAACAGGUGUCAACAGGUCGCAGGAGCAUCGAUGGAGGGUAAAAGACCAUUGAUCCUACCGCGCAAAGAUCUUGGUGUAUCUUCGCAAGAUGGUGUAGGAUCGCAAGAUCGAGCGAAUAUGUCAAUUAGCACACCUUCGUCCAGUUUCAAGCCGAACAAUCGAGUUUACACCACGAUCAAUGAUUCGCAGUCACAACCGAAUGAGCAGAAUGCUGGAAGAUCCAAGAUUGCUGUCUGCGAAAACGUCCCGUCCGUCAGAAUCACGCGUUAUGCUUCUCCCGAUCACGUGGAGAGGAUUUACGAACGUAGCCUGCAACCGCAAGUAAUCCACGCAGAUGAUCUUGAAUCAAUUCUUCGACCUUCUCUGCAAACAUCACCUUACGGUGAAAAGGUCGGCGUUUCUAAAGAUCGAGAAUCAACUGUCAAAGAAGUGCCAUUGACGCUCGAGGACGAGACUGGCGAGUUGCGACACGAGCAUCUCGAAACAAUUGAGGAGGACGAUCGAAAGAGCGAGAAUUUGGUCUGUAGGUAUCCGGAGGUCGGAUUGAAGCAGUGUCUGAAGAUGCAGAAGAGUUUACCAAACGGCAAAUCGAAAGAAUCGGAUAAGAGAAAGGAAAAUUCAAUUUAUGUUAAGUGGAAUCCACAGCAGCAGAUUGUUUUUAAUGAACCCGCGAGAACUUUUGCCACUUUCCAAUCGGGAUCAUCUUGUCAGGAUGACGUUAAAUCAAGUAUCAGGUCUCGAUCUCCAGAGAUGAAAGAAUCCAGAGGUCACGAAGAGAUUACACAAGAUCCAGACGAGUCGACAAUCCUCCAAGAUCUCGCGGGCGUUUACGAGGACGCUUCGCGAGAAGAUCAGAACCAACUGACGAUUCAUUCGCGAGAGAAUAGCAAUUUGUCAACCGCUACGAUUCCUGUCGAUGAAUUAGAGAGCCAGAAAGACUCGAGGUCGAAGGAGGCUGAGGAAGAACUUUCUCGAAAUAAACUUCAGUUCGAUGAAAAGUUGCAAGAACGCGUAGUUGAAGAAAUGACAAAGAAUGCUGACGAACGUGGUGCAGUGGUCAAUGAAGUUCUCGUUAAGAACCUGCAAUUUGAGCAAGAUCUGCCGGAAAAUCCUGUCGAGCAAACGAAACCGGAUCAUGUUGUACAGCAGGUGAAUUUUCACAAUAUCUUGUGCGACGAUUAUGAAAACGAGAAGUUGAAGAAUAAGAAGAUGUAUAUGACAAAGGAGGAAAUGGAACAUCAGAGGCUAAUAGAUAUGUUGAAGAGAGGAAACUUCGAGACGCUGAAGACGAUGUAAAAGAUGACAGGAUGCAUUCCACAAUUUUGUAGCGUAUUGACGAUUGUUUGCAUUUCGAGACGGAGCAGC
Messenger RNA from Trachymyrmex septentrionalis, 3369 nucleotides. RefSeq lists its product as uncharacterized. The transcript has 2 exons. NCBI's taxonomy places the organism in Eukaryota, Metazoa, Arthropoda, Insecta, Hymenoptera, Formicidae. The coding region runs from base 1 to 3300 and encodes 1099 amino acids. The record is from RefSeq and is a predicted model, not a curated record.